AUGUUAAGUGCAUUAAGUAUAGUGGUAUCCAGCGUAUAUUUGAAAAAACCAACAUUUGUAUACAAGCUGUACGAAUAUCAUGACAUUCACUUUGGUAGUCGCCUUCUUAAUGUUAGUCUCUGGGUUAAGAACGUCUGGAGACAGUUUGUUCCCUAUCUACCAUAUUAUCUAAUUGGUUUAAUUUUCUUACAAACGGCUUUUGGUUUGAUUGAAUUAUCGCACCCAGAUAACUCCAUACCAGUGAACCGGUUUGUAACUCCGCUUCAUAUCGUACCUGAAUGGUACUUUUUAGCAUAUUAUGCGGUGUUAAAAGUAAUCCCAUCCAAAACCGGUGGUUUGUUAGUAUUUAUGUCCUCUCUCAUUAACUUAGCUCUUUUAUCUGAAAUUCGAGCUUUGAAUACUCGAAUGUUGAUACGACAACAUUUUAUGACUCGAAAUGUAGUCAGUGGAUGGGUAAUUAUUUGGGUAUACAGUAUGAUCUUCUUGAUUAUUAUUGGUAGUGCUAUUCCACAAGCGACUUAUAUCUUAUAUGGUAGAUUAGCUACUAUCGUAUAUCUUACUACCGGAUUGGUUCUAUGCUUAUACUAA
Messenger RNA from Besnoitia besnoiti, 588 nucleotides. Its product is annotated as cytochrome b. NCBI's taxonomy places the organism in Eukaryota, Apicomplexa, Conoidasida, Eucoccidiorida, Sarcocystidae. The transcript is spliced from 2 exons. Bases 1 to 588 code for a protein of 195 amino acids. Gene Ontology annotation, biological process: mitochondrial electron transport, ubiquinol to cytochrome c. Gene Ontology annotation, cellular component: membrane. Gene Ontology annotation, molecular function: electron transfer activity. The record is from RefSeq and is a predicted model, not a curated record.